AUGUCAAUCGAUGCGACUCCAAAGCCAUUUCGUGGCCCAUGGGAAGGAGACACGAAGAUUGUCGUGGGCAUUGAUAUUGGGACAACUCAAAGUGGCGUUGCGUUUGCCUUCUUAGAGAAUGGCGCAAGUCAAGUCAUACAUCGUGUUACGAGAUGGCCAGGACAGGAGGCACACAACCAACAGGGCAAGAUUCCAACGCUCGCGGCGGCAUUUGGUGCUGAAGCACAACUUCACACUAUCGAAGAAGAAGCCGAGGACAACAACUGGGUGCUUGCAAGGUACUUCAAGCUGCACCUCCACCCGAACGAUAUGCAAGCAAAGCACGAGCUGAAGCUUGAAGACUUACCACCUGGAGUCAGCCUCCGUCAGAUCUACUCAGACUUCUUGGGAUACCUGCUCAAGCAUACCAGGGCAUACUUCGAAGACCGUAUCAUCAACGGCAAAAAUAUAUGGGAACGAUAUAGUCCAACGAUGGAGGUUGUCAUUGCACACCCGAACGGAUGGGGUGUUCGCGAACAGGCAUUCCUUCGAACAGCAGCUGUAGAUGCGGGGUUCUCGACGUCCAACCAGGCAGCGAGCAAGGUCCGAUUCGUAACCGAAGCUGAAGCGUCAGUGCACUUUUGCAUUCAUCACACGAAUCUGGGAACGGUUCUUCGGCCUGGAACUAACUUUGCUGUGUGUGACGCUGGUGGCUCCACAGUUGAUACGACAUUGUACUCGGUGAUAUCAGCGAAACCGGUACUGAAACUCAAAGAAGAGAGGGCGUCGGCAUGUGUGCAGGCCGGUGCCAUAUUCGUCGAUUUUGAAACCGAGAAGUUCCUACGAAAGACCUUGGCGAAUGCCGGGCUUUCACCAGAUGACGUGGUAGAGUACACAAAAGCUGGCGUCAAAGACUUUGAAGGGUUCGCCAAGCGUGCGUUCAAGGACGAUACCACUGAACAGUCCAUUGCAGUAGCCCACACCAGGUUUAAUAACUCUGCCAUUAGAGCCCGCCGUGGUCGUAUAACACUUUCUGGCUCAACGGUAAAAGGCUUCUUUGACGUGUGCGUGAAGGAGAUCACAGGGAGUGUUGAUCAGCAAAUAAAUGGUCUUAACGUGCCGUACAUUCUCUUAGUGGGAGGCUUUGGUGAUAGUCCUUAUAUUCGGAGUGAAUUUAAAAAGCAAUAUGAGCCGCAGGGCUCGCGUAUCACAAUCACCAACGACUCAACUUCGAAAGCUGUUGCAGAUGGUGCAGUGAUCUGGAGUACACUCAGCAGUGUUUCAUCUCGUGCACCACGAUACUCUUUUGGAACGACCAUUGCUCUUCCCUUCCUUGCUAAUGUCCACCGCCGACAAUAUCGAAUCCCAUAUAAAAAUGCUAGGGGGGAACAAGUCGUAUCGGGCGGAUGGUCCCAAAUAGUACAAAAGGGGGUAGCAUUGGACUCUGAAGUGGUGUGUCGUCGACCAUACGUCCAACUUCAUACCACUCCAGAUCCUAACCUGGAGUUAUUCACUGCUGAUCUCCUUGCAUAUUCAGGCGAGAAUACUCCUGAAUGGGCACGAGAUCCAUUUGGAAAUCUUGCAUCUGGAUUUCAAGAAGCGUGUACUAUUAGGGCCAACUUACAACACCUCGAAGGGGCAUUAGUGUCGGCUAUGGGAAAACACGGCUCCCGCUAUUGGACACUGCAAUUCGAUAUUUGUAUUCGUUUUGGCGGGACCGAACUUGAAAGUUAUUUGGAAUGGGAAGAGAAUGGAAUUAAACGGACAGGGCCAGUAUCUAUUGUCCCUCAAGAUACUAUUGAUCUUUAG
This is a messenger RNA of Rhizoctonia solani, 1788 nucleotides long. Its product is annotated as heat shock protein 70 kDa 12B. The transcript is spliced from 12 exons. Bases 1 to 1788 code for a protein of 595 amino acids. The record is from RefSeq and is a predicted model, not a curated record. Lineage: Eukaryota; Fungi; Basidiomycota; Agaricomycetes; Cantharellales; Ceratobasidiaceae.